Messenger RNA from Dendrobium catenatum, 2662 nucleotides. Its product is annotated as auxin response factor 9. Lineage: Eukaryota; Viridiplantae; Streptophyta; Magnoliopsida; Asparagales; Orchidaceae. The transcript is spliced from 14 exons. The record is from RefSeq and is a predicted model, not a curated record. Gene Ontology annotation, biological process: regulation of DNA-templated transcription; response to hormone. Gene Ontology annotation, molecular function: protein binding; DNA binding. The coding region runs from base 258 to 2102 and encodes 614 amino acids. Gene Ontology annotation, cellular component: nucleus.
CGGUACUUUUUAGCUGCAAAAGAGGGAGCAAAUCAACGGAAGGGGGAAGGGCAAGUGGUUUUCUUCGUCCAAAAUUGGAAUUUUUGAAGCUGGUUGGAGUUAUUUAGAAGAAGAAACGGAAGGAGUGUGGCAAUUGACGAAGAAAAAGUGGGCGAAGUACAGAAGAGCAAGAAAAGAGUUUCAUUUGGCGUUGAAAGAGAGAGGAAGAUAGAGAAAAACAAGGAAAUUUUUUCCUGGUGAUAUCAAUCAAAACAAGUAUGGGUGGAGACGAUCUGUAUGAGGAGCUAUGGAGGGCGUGCGCAGGGCCGCUUGUGGAGAUACCUCGCGUUGAGGAUAGGGUUUACUAUUUCCCUCAAGGUCACAUGGAGCAGCUAGAGGCAUCGACGAAUCAGGAGUUGGAUCAUAGAAUUCCUCUCUUCAGCCUUCCCUACAAGAUUCUUUGUCGUGUUUUGCACAUAGAGCUCAGGGCGGAGGUUGAAACUGAUGAGGUUUACGCACAGAUCACUUUACUUCCAGAGGCAGAACAAACCGAACUCAAAACACCAGACCCAUGCGUCCCUGAGCCAAAGAGGCCGAUGAUCAACUCAUUUUGCAAGAUCUUGACUGCCUCCGACACGAGCACUCAUGGAGGAUUCUCAGUUCUCCGUCGCCAUGCUAAUGACUGUAUUCCUCAACUGGAUAUGUCUCAGCCAACACCAACCCAGGAGCUGUCUGCAAAAGACCUCCAUGGUUUGGAAUGGCGAUUCAAGCACAUUUAUAGAGGUCAACCCCGGCGGCAUCUGCUCACAACAGGAUGGAGUACCUUUGUCUCCUGUAAGAGAUUGGUGGCUGGUGAUGCAUUUGUUUUCCUGAGAGGAGAAAAUGGAGAAUUGAGGGUUGGUGUUAAGCGCCUAGCUCAACAAAAGAGCACUAUUCCAUCAUCUGUGAUCUCAAGUCAUAGCAUGCACAUUGGUGUUCUUGCUACAGCUUCUCAUGCUGUGAAAACUCAUACCCGUUUCACAGUCUGCUACAAGCCAAGGACUAGUCAAUUUAUCAUUGGCGCAAAUAAAUACUUUGAAUCUGUCAAAAAUGAACUUUCCAUUGGAAUGAAAUUCAAGAUGAGAUUCGAGGGCGAUGAUGUUCCUGAGAAAAGGUAUACUGGAACUAUAGUUAGCUUGGGAGAUCUAUCUUCUCAGUGGGAAGGCUCCAAGUGGAAACAAUUGAAGGUUCAUUGGGACGAGCAGAUGAACUUUCAGCGACCUGAUAGGGUUUCUCCAUGGGAGAUUGAGCCUUGCAGUUCUUCGACGCCCACUGUCGCAACGAACAAGAGGCCUAGGUUCUUGAUGGAUCAAUCAGAUUCUCUACCAUUAGAAACCUCUGCCUCUUUUCGGCACUCUGGCGCAAUGCAUUCGCAGAGCUAUGAGAGGAAAUUUCAGCAUAAUGGAGUUCUUAAUGGCUUCUUGAAGCAAAAUUCUGCAUUGAUGAAUUCUAAGCCUUUGUCCUCGGCUUCAAGUGCUUCUCUGAAAUCAUUUCUGGAGAUAAAUCAAGUGAAGAAAGCUGCUACUCCUAAAAGGCAAUGCAUCCUUGGCUAUGUGGUUGAGGAUCAGAAACUAAACCAUUGUAAAGACAAGGAUGAAUGUAAGAAGCCUGAGAUUGGUGCCCCUUACCGCCUUUUUGGGAUUGAUUUAAGCAAACCCUCUGGUUUUUCAUCUCUUUCUGAGAAGAACCCGAGCAGUGAAACCACAGAGGAGCCAUUAUAUCAACAUUCUGAACAAAAAAUUUCAACCAAAUUGCAUAAAACUGAACUGGUUUCUCCCAAGGAGAUUCAGAGCAAGCACAGCGGUUCGACCCGAAGCCGAAUUAAGGUUCACAUGCACGGCGUUGCUGUUGGUAGAGCUGUGGAUCUAAUGAAUCUAAGAGGGUAUGAUGAGCUGAUUUCAGAGCUAGAAAAGAUGUUUGAGAUCAAAGGAGAGCUUUCUCCAAGGGAUAAAUGGGAGGUAGUGUUCACUGAUGAUGAGGGUGAUAUAAUGCUAGUUGGUGACGAUCCAUGGCUGGAAUUUUGUGAUAUGGUGAGAAAGAUGUAUAUCUACCCAAGCGAGGAGGUCAAGAAGUUGAAGCAAUAGAAGAUAAGGCUUCGUUUGGGACAGCUUUCUUAUUGCAUUAUUUUUCAGACAAGAAACACUGUUUUUGUUUGGCACUGUUUCUUAACCGUUUCUAAUAAGUUUUUGUGCCAGAAGCUAUUUUCUAUAGUAGCUUUCCAUAGCAAUUUUACAAUCACUUUUAUAAAAAGCAGUAGCCAUCACAAACGGACUAUAAACUAAAUGACUAGCUGCUCGAUUUAGUUUAGUGGGAAACAACAAGUGGGCUUCCUCCUGUCGGACUCUCCGUUCCCGCGGCGGAACCGUCGCCCAGCUCAGCCACAGCUCUGGCCAGCCCUAACACACCUGAAGCUAUAAGGCUUUGAGCCACUGCUCUCUCUCUUGUUGCGCCAGCUGCAACAAUUUGUGACAAAGAAAGUUGUAUAAAUUUAUAGCAUAAUUGAUGUAAAUUAGAAAACUGUGGGAUUUUGUUUUAUUGAGUUUAUAUAGGGAUGAUUUUGGAAAAAAAAAAUAAUUUCAAUGGGUGUAAAGAAUAAUUUUGAGAAAAAAAAAGGUCCUUGUGGACAUUUCUGAGAUUUUUAAAA